CUGGCGAUCAAUGGCGAAAAAGUGUUGGAAAAAGUUGUAGUAGCUGCUGCAUUGUGGAUGCUGAUGAGCAUUGGCUGCUGCGCUAAAGUGGAUAAUACAGGCUGCCCUGAAAGCUUCAAGGGGCGUUGCAAAUGUGGAAAUAUUACUUCCAUUUACUCCAGCACCAAUAAAUUCACUGUCAGUUGUACAGAUUCUGGUUUUACAAAUGCUUCAAUGUUACAAGAUAUCCCAGAAAACACUGAAAUUCUCAUCUUCACUGGUAAUAAUGUGCCUGAACUGCCAUUUAAUAUCUUCAACAACUACUUAAAAUUAUUGGAUGUCUUGGAGACUGUAGACAUGUCCAAUAACAACAUACGCUUCAUUCAGGGUAAAUCAUUCCACAAGGUGUAUAAUGUAAAAACUUUAAUCUUGAAUCACAAUGCCUUAGAGAUCACAGACAAGAAAGAAAGGCCCAGAAUUUUCAGUAAUUUUGAGAGCCUGGAGAAUCUUCAUCUGACUAAUGCAUUUACUGAGGAUACAAAUGCCUCAGACUAUCUGCUGAGUCUUGACGAUAUCUUUUAUGAGAGUGAACUAAGCUUUCUGAAAAUAAUACAUUUAGAACAAAAUGAGAUUUGGAGUAUAGGAGAAAAUCCAAAGAUAUUUUGUCAACUGCCACAUCUUGAGCAAUUGCAUCUGGGUGACAACAGGCUCCUUGACUUUGACUUCCGGAUUGACUGUCUCCAUUCUCUGAGAUACAUAGAUUUGGAGAGGAACAUGAUUUCCAGGCUCUCUGGUAAAGCUAUGACUGAAUUAGAUUCUUUUGUGAAGAAUGUUUCCUCUUUUGAAAUAAAACUGGAAGAAAAUCCCUUUGUCUGUGACUGUCGCUCAUCAAACUUCAUCCAUUGGCUAAACUCUACACCAGUUGUUGUCCGAGACUGGAAGACAUUUGUAUGUCGAGAUGGGUAUCCUGACUCAAACACUGGGCAACUUCUUAGUAAGGUGCACAAGCUGAGCUGCCCUUCAAGUGGUAAAAUCAACAAUAAAAGCAAUAACUUACACACAGAGAAAGCUUUUCAUGACACUGCAAAUUACCAUGGUGGGCAUCAUAUCAUUGGGUAUUCUUCAGCUACUAUUGGUGCUUUGUCAUUCUUUUUAGUAUUCACAUCGUCAAUGCUGUUGGCUGUUGCAUAUUUCCACAAGCAGAAAAUUAAGGCCAUAGUUGCUCCUUGUGGGGAUUUCCUGACCAGAAAUAUUGGUUAUACAGGCAUUUCUGGUGAUGAGACUCCACGGGAGGUUAAUGUUUAGUAAAACACUCGCCUUGGAUAGCUUUGUCUGAGAUACAGUACACAGAUAAUAUUGAUAAUGUUCAUUAUCUGUUCUGUGGUUUUUAAAUAUAUAGACACUUUCUAUGUUUUAAAGGCAAUUAAGAUGUCUUCUUUAUAGGCAAUAAAGCAAGAUUUUAUGCAUUUUAAUCUUGUUUCACAAGGGAACAAUUAGCUGGAAAAUUGUGCCUAUUUUGAUUGUUGUGAUUGAAUGGAGCCAUUACUUAAUCUCCUUUUAAAGAUUUUACUAUAUUUUGAAGAGAAGAAACUACUGUACAGUAUACCGUAUGUUGAAUCAUAUUUGCAUACAUAUAAAGUAAUCACACAUCUUUUUGUGUCUAGCCAGAGUAAUUCAAUACAGUUAUUGAUUUUAGAGAUGCAGUAUGUUUAGGUAUUGUGUGAAAUCAUAUUCUCUUAUACUGUACUGUAUAGCAUUAUCCUAAGCCAGUACUUUCAGGCAGUUUUACAUUAUAUUGUAUAUUUAUGGCCAAUGAAUAUGUAAGUACUGUUCUCGUGAAAUACUGAGUUUUUAUUUAGUAAAACCAAGUUUAUGUGAUGUAACAAGGUAUAAUCUUGUAUCAUUACUGAUUGUUAACUAUCGUUUCCUGAGGCGAAACACUUGGGAAUUUUAGUGGAGUUACUGAAUUGAUCAUGAAAGCCUUUUAUAAGUGGUAAACAAAUAUGUUGAGUUUAACUCUUGAAAUAAAAAAAUAUUGUCAUGUUUAGGGUGUAAGACUUCCUUUUUCAUGGUAGCUAAGUACGUAUUGGCAGAAUGCACUACGUAUGUUGUGAACUCAUAAUAAGUGAGAUCUAGCAAGAGCUAAUCUGUGAUGUUUUAUGUAUCAGCUGUGUCAGAGCCAUUGAUUGUGAAAACCACCUUUGCUUAAGGUGUCUGUUUUAUGUUUCCUUUUUUAAGGUGUUCUUGGAUGAGAAUAAAUCAAUUUAAUGGAGAGAAAAAAUUACAUUGCUUUCUCUCUUGUGCAGUAUAUACAGUACAGUAUUUUAUCAAAUCAGUGUAAAGUAACAGGCAUCAUAAUAGUGCUGUUAGUGUGUGCAGAGUGGUUUACAAAAUGAUUAUAGUAAUAACAGUAACUAAUAAUAAUAAUUAUAUGUUACAAAGGCACUUCUAAAAAGUGGAGGUAACAUGAUUUGUUUUUUAGAUAGUUCUGAGUAUAUACUGUACAGUACCUUGAAAUUUGAAAAAAAAAACACAAACAAAAGGAUUAAGGGAUUGUCUAGAUUAAACUUAAUUUUUUUAAAUGUUUAUUAACAUAUA
Messenger RNA from Homarus americanus (American lobster), 2577 nucleotides. Its product is annotated as SLIT and NTRK-like protein 2. Gene Ontology annotation, cellular component: membrane. The record is from RefSeq and is a predicted model, not a curated record. The transcript is spliced from 7 exons. Gene Ontology annotation, molecular function: protein binding. Bases 58 to 1284 code for a protein of 408 amino acids. Lineage: Eukaryota; Metazoa; Arthropoda; Malacostraca; Decapoda; Nephropidae.